AUGAAGUAUCUGAAGGCCGCGGUCUCUGAAAUCCAUACCUCUCUUGCGGCGGGAACCUGGCGAAAUCAAUGGCUUAUUGUUCACCGACUACCGGCCAGAAUAAUCAAAUGUCUUGAAGAAGAAGAGAAUUGCCUUGGAGGUAUUCCUUUUCGUGUCCAAUGGGAAGACAAGACGGUAUCAUCAAAGUCGUUGAUCAACCUCAUGAAUAUUAUCACAAGGGCCACAUCAGCUGCCAUUCAACAUAGCAUGGGCGGCUUUUAUCAACAACCUGGUAACUGGCUAGGUGCGGCACGGUACUAUGCUGCUGGCCAAACAGCCGGUGGCAAAGAAGCCGAUGACAUAUUUGUGCCUUUAACUCGAAUCACACCUAUUAUGUCUGCUGCUAGUGCGGGGUGGCCCACAUUUGUGAUGGAAGUAGGGUAUUCGGAGGGCCUGAGUCAACUCCGAGCAGAUGGCCAAAAAUUGUUCCGUGACUCGCUAGGCGAGGUUCGGUUGGUGUUGCUGAUUCUUAUCAAGCCAAACCUCCGUCGCCUGGAGUUCGAGUAUAUCAGCGCAUUGAAGGCGACGAAACAGCGCCCUCCGAUGGGGCAGCAGCUCGCUAAUCAGCAAUCAUUCUGUAUGCAGAAUGUCGAAGUCGACACCGCACAGAACGGUAUAAACUGUGUUCAAGGAGGUCCUUUGCGUCUGGAUUGUCAAGCACUUCUCGAUGAUCUGAACCCUCCCACUCCUAAUUAA
Molecule: messenger RNA, 735 nt
Organism: Penicillium taxi
Lineage: Eukaryota; Fungi; Ascomycota; Eurotiomycetes; Eurotiales; Aspergillaceae
Exons: 2
Coding region: 1-735 (244 amino acids)
Source: RefSeq, a predicted model, not a curated record